Molecule: messenger RNA, 1263 nt
Organism: Aspergillus heteromorphus CBS 117.55
Lineage: Eukaryota; Fungi; Ascomycota; Eurotiomycetes; Eurotiales; Aspergillaceae
Product: serine protein kinase
Exons: 5
Coding region: 85-1197 (370 amino acids)
Biological process (GO): spliceosomal complex assembly; regulation of mRNA processing; protein phosphorylation
Molecular function (GO): ATP binding; protein kinase activity
Source: RefSeq, a predicted model, not a curated record
CAACCUCGGCCAUUACCACAUCUCCAGUGUUCCAGCUCGCAUAAGUGAAAUGGAGCCGGUGAAUUAAUUAUCAGAUGAAUAAAAAUGCCUCGCUUUGAGACAAUUCACGGCAUCGUGGAGCCGGUAGAGGGAUACCGCCUUGGGGGAUACCAUCCAGUCCACCUGGGCGAUACCCUGGAUGGGAGAUAUGAGGUCAUUGGGAAGCUGGCAUUCGGGCAAUCCUGCACGGUCUGGCUGGCAAAGGAUCAAGACGACCACCAGGUUGCAUUGAAAAUCCUCAAAGCCGAUGUUUCCGAGGCCAGCCGAGAACUCUCUACUCUUCUACGCUUAUCUGCACCAGGUGCUGACCAUCCAGGCCAGAAUCAUGUCAUUCAACUACUGGAUCAUUUCCACCAUGACGGUCCCAAUGGAACGCAUCUCUGUCUCGUGUUUCCGGCGAUGAUAUCUAACGGCGAGGCGAUGACGAUCCGAGGAAAGCCUCGGGAGGCGGAAUAUGUGCGAAAUAUCUCCAAACAGAUCUUGCUUGGUCUGGACCUUCUCCAUGCAGCGGAUAUUGCGCACUGCGAUCUCCAACCAGCGAGCAUACUCUUCACGGUGGCCGGGCUCACGCAAAAUGAGCUUCUUCUGCAACCCCCAGAGCUUAGCACGGUCAAAUGGCUUGAGGGGGUGGAAGCUGAUAGUAGCGCUCCAGAGUACCUGGUGGCUUCGCAAAUACGUCGGGGUGAGCUUGACGAUGCAGAUGCGUCUACGCUGCUAGUUAGGAUUGGGGAUCUGGGGGGAGCUAUCUCGAGCCGAAAUCGCGACACAGUCCCAGUAGCUCCCUCCGCUCUACGCGCGCCUGAGCUGAUUCACGGAGAACCUUGGGAUAAAACCAUUGACAUCUGGGCGCUGGGCUGUCUUAUAUUCGAACUAGCAACCAAUGAGCCCCUUUUUCCCCUGGGAACUUUUGGUCUCGGAAAGGACCAAAUUGAUAGGGAACAUAGUCGCCUUAUCAACCAGCUACUGGGCGAUGAGAAACGGACGCGGGAGCACUUUACCAGGUACCUACGAGAUAGAUUGCCAACUGACUUUGGCGGGGAGGAUCUUUGGCUACUUGUUUCGUUUCUGUUGUCCAUGCUGCAGAUAGAGCCUAAGAAGAGAUUGUCGGUGGAGAAGUUACUCAGCCAUCCGUUUCUGAUGGGGGUAGUUGAUGGAUGAGGUUCUUGAUCCAAUGAGGGUGGCUAUCUGUAGUCUUGAGAUGAAUAUCCAUUGAUUGAUUGGUUG